Messenger RNA from Symbiodinium necroappetens, 885 nucleotides. The record is from the annotation of a GenBank genome assembly. NCBI's taxonomy places the organism in Eukaryota, Dinophyceae, Suessiales, Symbiodiniaceae.
AUGGCGCUGGGCGCUGUCGCUUUGCAGCUGGGAGUCCUGGCAGGCCUGCGCUGCGCUUCAGCCCUCGGCGCUGGCUUCGACCAAUCCAUGGCGGAGAAAUACCUUUGGAUCCAGCAGCUCACGCUCAUGCCCGAGGCCGAGCUGGCGACCAUGCGCUGCGGCUUAGCGUGUGACGCGUUGCCGGAAGUGUCGCAGGUCCAUGUCACCGAAGACAGUGGGCCCCUGAAUACCCGCGGCCUGGUCGCGACAUUUGGAGGCGACUGCCUCGUGACCUUCAAGGGCUCCACCAGCAUCUCCAACUAUCUGCUGGGGGAUUUCGACAUUUUCUUGGAACAGCCUUUCAGCUCCUGCCCGCACUGCCGGGUCCACAAAGGCUUCUACAAAAGCUGGGGCAGCCUCGCAGCCGAAACCAACAGAGCCCUCGAGGAUUUAGGAUGUGGGACGAAGCCAUUGCGAAUGUCUGGCCAUUCUUUGGGAGGUGCUAUGGCCCUGUUGGCGGCCUUCCAACUUUCGGACAAGUAUCGCAUCAAGGAGAUUUACACAUUUGGUCAGCCACGAGUCGGGAACGACGCGUGGGUAAGCGCUUUCGCAGCCCGCAUGGCCAACGUGACAUUUUUCAGGGUGGUGUCCUACAUGGAUCCGGUUCCUCACCUGCCACCUUCCUGGCUGAUUGGCUAUCGCCAUGUCGGGCCAGAGGUAUGGUACGAUACCACGACGCAAGGUAGCCCCGCCUUCUGCGCUGCAGGCCAAGACAGCUGCAGCGGUCAGUAUUCGCUGUUUCGGUGUCUUUUCCACACCUGCGACCAUUGCUCCUACUUGGGACUGAACCCGUGCAAGGCGAACGAUCCUCAGCCAGCCUGCGUGCAAGGAGUUGGUCAAAGAUGA